AUGCCUUCAUUUCAAGACUUUCAUUCGACAAUUCCGAUCGGGUCUUGAGACGUUCCAUCUUUCCACUAGAACUCGAAACUCGUUUCAGACUGCUCAACAAACUGUCCGACGCGUUCGUCUUCCUCUUCAUUCCCAUCCAAAUCGUCACGUUUUGCGGCUCGAGAAAACACGAUAAAAGCCGUCGAGAAGCGUCGGAAUCGCCGGCAAAGUCGCCGAACACGACGAAGAGCUCGGACAAAGUGGACGCCGGAACGCCGUCGAAGAGCAGCAACAAGAGCGCGGCGGUGUCGGCGAAGAAAACGAGCAAAAAGAGCCGGAAAAGUGAGAAUAAGGUGGGGCAGGAGGAGCGGCGGGCGACGAGCAACAAGGAGAUGCGGUCGACUGACAGGACCAAGCGGAAGAAACCGGAGAGGGUGAGCGUUUUACUGUUUCAAACUGUUUUUUUGUCAGAGCUGACAAUGAGCGCAAGUGCGCCCCGCCCAAUAGAGCGAUACAUUGGCGCGAAAUUCAAAUUUUAACAGCGAAAUUUGUGUUUUUUGCCAGAUUAGCCACGAAAAAUCGAUAAUUUCUGAUUUUUCUCUCGAUAAACCGAUUGUAUAGGCUAUUACGAAUUUUUUAAGCGCAAAAGCGUCAAAUUUGGUCAAGUUUGAAGGUUUUUCGCUAAAACUGCGUGAAUUUCAGUUGCUUUUCGGUAAUUUUCGCGGUUCGAACGCUCAAAAUGCUUGUAUUUAUGUAAUUUAUCAUUCUCAAAACCAACUCUGUCUGAAAACGGGCAAAAAAGCGCAAAAAAGCGCACUCUGGAAACUCGAUUGCAAUCUAAUUAGAAGAGUUUGCAAUCUAAUAAGAAAACGCUCUAUUUCGCAAACUAAUCAGAUUUAAUUGAAGUUCCAGUAAAAUCGUAUUAGAUUUCAAUAUAUUUUUCCUGAAUUGCAAUUUAAUAAGAAAAAAUUGCAAUCUAAUUAGAAACCAUUGCAAUCUAAUUAGAAGAUUUUGUAAUCUAAUUGAAGCAAAUUCUAUUUCAAACGAGUUCGUAUUAGAUUUCAAAGUUUUCUAAUUAGAUUGCGAUCGAGUUCCCAGAGCAAAAUGAGAAGUGCGGUUUUUAGGAAAAAAAAAACAAAAUUUCGAAAAAGCGAAAUCCGCGAAAAAUGCGCCAAAACGUCAUUAAUUCUGUGACAAUUAGUGUGUUUUCAUGUCGAACAAUCAUUUUUCAUCGCCUUUGACCACAAAAAUCAGAGAAAAGUUGCUCAAAAGUAGUAGUGAUCUUUGAACACUUAUAUUUCAAGAUUCAAUGAUUAUUUCAAAAAGUGAUCAACUGAACAAUUGUUGCAAUUUUCAAGCUGAACAACUUUGUAGUUGAGCAUUUUCUCUCAAUAUCCGUCAUUCUUUAAGUCUAGACGUGAUGAUCCGAUCGGUCUGAAACUCUAAUAAGUCGAUGCUUUUCAGUCGAAUGAUCUGCGAGUCAUGAGCACUCAACCAUCGACAAACUUCUCGGCCAACGAACAAGAAUCCUCUUCCAUCGGAACGGCGGUUAGUUGUUUGUCGCCCGCCCACACGCCUCCCUUUAACCCGUCAUUUUCAGCAAAUCGAAGUGCUCGGUGAGACGGCGAAAAAGCCGAAUGUCAAGGAGAAACAGGCGAAAUCCGGUGACGCCACGGUAACAUUUGGUCGGAAUUCUGAGAAGACAACUAUAAUUUCAGACGAAAAGAACGGCACAACAGGAGAGACCGGAGAUGACGCCCGUUUUGAAGUCCUCUGACGGAAAUUUGAGCGCUAUGAUAAAAAAUUGA
This is a messenger RNA of Caenorhabditis sp. 36 PRJEB53466, 1787 nucleotides long. NCBI's taxonomy places the organism in Eukaryota, Metazoa, Nematoda, Chromadorea, Rhabditida, Rhabditidae. The record is from the annotation of a GenBank genome assembly.